This is a messenger RNA of Lachnellula hyalina, 2427 nucleotides long. It is a transcript of the gene acoB, whose product is annotated as putative aconitate hydratase, mitochondrial. Gene Ontology annotation, cellular component: mitochondrion; cytosol. The transcript has 4 exons. Gene Ontology annotation, molecular function: 4 iron, 4 sulfur cluster binding; aconitate hydratase activity. Gene Ontology annotation, biological process: tricarboxylic acid cycle. NCBI's taxonomy places the organism in Eukaryota, Fungi, Ascomycota, Leotiomycetes, Helotiales, Lachnaceae. Bases 1 to 2427 code for a protein of 808 amino acids. The record is from RefSeq and is a predicted model, not a curated record.
AUGAGGGCGGGACUUCUGAAGAGUGGCAGGACUGCCAUUAGGAGUUCACACCCCGCACUCUUCCAGCCCCAAUGCACCCGAACUCUCGCAACAAUAAACUCCAAAUCAACCUUCGAAUACAAACCCGACAUAGCCUCCCGAACCCCUCCAUAUCCCAAGCUCCUCAAACGCCUUCAAGAAGUCCGCCGCGUCCUGGGACCAUCUCGCAAACUCACCUUGGCCGAAAAGAUUUUAUAUUCGCAUCUAGACAACCCUGAAGAAGCACUUCUCUCAAAUACAGACAAUGGACUCAACAUCAGAGGCAAUGCGAAUCUUAUGCUCAAGCCAGAUAGAGUCGCCAUGCAAGAUGCGUCUGCGCAAAUGGCCUUGUUGCAAUUCAUGACCUGCAAUCUUCCCUCGACUGCGGUCCCUGCGAGUAUACAUUGCGACCAUAUGAUUGUGGGGGAGAGGGGCGCGGAUGUGGAUCUACCAGAGUCGAUUAAAGGAAAUAAGGAGGUUUUUGAUUUUCUCGAGAGCGCGGCAAAGAAAUAUGGUAUUGAAUUUUGGCCACCAGGGGCUGGUAUCAUCCACCAAACUGUGUUGGAGAAUUAUGCUGCGCCUGGAUUGAUGAUGCUUGGUACGGAUAGUCAUACUCCCAAUGCUGGCGGUCUGGGAGCUAUUGCUAUUGGUGUUGGUGGUGCUGAUGCUGUGGAUGCUCUUGUGGAUGCUCCGUGGGAAUUGAAAGCUCCCAAGGUUUUGGGUGUUCGAUUAGAGGGACAGUUGAGCGGCUGGGCUUCUCCAAAGGAUGUAAUCCUCUACCUGGCUGGGAAAUUGACCGUUCGUGGCGGAACUGGAUAUAUUAUCGAGUACUACGGACCUGGUGUUGACUCUCUGAGCUGUACCGGAAUGGCUACUAUUUGCAAUAUGGGAGCUGAAGUUGGAGCUACAACAUCUCUGUUCCCAUUUUCGACAAGGCAUAUUCCAUAUUUGGAAUCUACUCACCGAUCAUCUAUUGCGUUGCAAGCUCAGGCGAUAGCCUCUGCAUCAUCGUUGACAAAUCUACUCCGAGCUGAUGAGGGUGCUCAAUAUGACGAGCUCAUUACGAUUGACCUUUCAACCCUUGAACCGCAUAUCAAUGGUCCCAACACCCCUGAUCUUUCCACACCCCUUUCAAAAUUUAAAGAAGCAGUCAAGGUCAACCAAUGGCCAGAAACAGCAUCUGCUGGGCUUAUUGGAAGCUGCACAAACAGCUCUUAUCAAGAUAUGUCACGGGCUGAAGAUCUUGUCAAGCAAGCAACAGCAGCCGGUUUAACUCCAGCAAUGGACUUCUUCGUUACCCCUGGUAGCGAGCAAAUCCGAGCUACUCUAGAUCGAGACCAAACCCUCUCCACAUUCGAACAAGCUGGAGGAGUCGUCCUCGCAAAUGCAUGCGGCCCUUGCAUUGGGCAAUGGAAGCGUACGGAUGGCGUCUCCAACGGCGACGCAAACGCAAUCUUCACCUCCUACAACCGCAACUUCCGCGGCCGCAAUGACGGCAACCCAGACACCAUGAACUUCCUCGCCUCCCCCGAAAUUGUGACUGCCAUGUCCUACGCCGGCAGCACGUCCUUCAACCCCCUAACCGACAGUAUCACAACCCCCACGGGCUCCGAAUUCCGCUUUUCACCCCCAACCGGAGCCGAACUCCCCCCUGCAGGCUUCGAAAUCGGAAACCCAGCCUUCCUCCCCACAUCCGGCGCCCCCAGUCCCGACACCCCUGUAAUAGUAUCCCCUACCUCCGACCGCCUCGCCCUCCUCGCCCCCUUCGCCCCCUUCCCACCCUACGACCUGAGCGGCCUAAAAGUCCUCUAUAAAGUCACCGGCAAAUGCACCACCGACACCAUCUCCGCCGCCGGGCCCUGGCUCAAAUACAAAGGCCACCUCCCCAACAUCUCAGCCAACACGCUGAUCGGCGCUACCAACAAAGCCACCGGCGAAGUAAACGUCGCGUACGACGUCGACGGCUCUCCUUCCUCCAUCCCCGAACUCGCGGAAAAGUGGAAGAGCCAGGGUCUCGAAUGGCUGGUUGUAGCGGAACAUAAUUACGGCGAAGGCUCGGCGCGCGAACACGCUGCGCUGCAACCGCGUUAUCUAGGCGGCAGAGUCAUACUCGCGAAGAGUUUCGCGCGCAUCCACGAGACGAACCUGAAGAAACAGGGGGUAGUACCUCUCACAUUUGCAAAUGAGACGGAUUACGAUAAGAUCGAUGCUUGUGACGAAGUCGAGACGGUAGGUUUAUAUGAUGUGCUGAAGAGCGGCGGCCAGGGCAAGGUUAGUCUCAAGGUCACGAAGAAGGAGACUGGAGAAGUUGUGCAGCUCAAGACGAAACACAGUCUGAGUAAGGACCAAUGUCUGUUUGUGUUGGCGGGCAGCGCGUUGAAUGUACUAGCUAAGAUGAAGAGGAAUUGA